CGCAACAAACGCGCACACCCUCAAGAGGUCAACGUUGCAACGCGGCCAAACGGUUGGCCGCGUAAUGCCCCCUUUGUUAUCCACCCUUCCACUUAUUGUGAUGUUUGUCUGGAAGGCUACACCGAAUCAGAACCAUACGCAAUCCCCUGCGGUCAUAUAUUCUGCUUCAAUUGUCUUCAUCAUGUGGAGCCUUCAAACUGCCCGCUUUGCCGUCGACCAUUCUUACGAGAGCGAGCAAAGCGACUUUACGUUGAACGUCCUGAACCAGAUAUUGCUCAACGUUGAAAGGCAAGAACUCGCAGAUGAAGUAGACCUGUGGUUGAACGGACAAUCAGAAGACAACCAUGCACCUCUUCGCAAGGCACGCAGCGCCUUUUCUGCCUACAACAGGCUUUUGCACCGUAAGCAUCAAGACAGAGAAACUAUCCGAGACUACCAAGCUCGUUUGCGGCGCAAAGAUGAUGAAAACAGGCAAGCCACCGUAGACAACUCAGAACUUACCGCCAAGGUCUCCCGUCUUUCCCAAGAAAUCACUCAACUUCAAUCUCAGAUAGAGCCACUUCGCUCAGAACUGGCGAAAUACGAGCGACCCACCCAUAAUCCCCUCCCUGCCCCUCCACAACCUGUAGACUUUAACCGAUAUCCUGCUUUCGCCCGUGGAGCUGCUGAAUCGGCUGAGGGCUUCGCGGCUUCCUACCUGUCUACAAAUCGGGCAAACCUCUUUCCUACGAAAUCUUCUUCUUCCAAGCGGAAAGGCAAGGCCCGCCAAAUUGAUACACCUCCUCCUUCUCCUCCGGAACCCUUUUCCCCUGGUCAGCAGCUCCAGUUUGGUCGGAGUGCUAAUGUGAUCAUUCCUGGCGCGAGCCCCAGUCAACGAGUCAUACCAUCGCCAGACAUUAUCCCGAAUCAUGCGUAUGUUACGCCUCUGCCUGCGUCCGCCUACGUAAAUGGCUAUUCGACAGGCUAUAAUCAAGGCUACAGUGCCGCUAACACGAAUAGCACAUUCAUGCCCAACUAUCAUACAUCCAGUUCAGUGCAUCAAUUACCAAACCACUUUUCGGAGCCAGACGAGUUAGAUGUAGCCAUGGGUGGUUUACAACUGCAGGGUGUGCCAGCAGCUUCUGCUGCCAUUGCUCCUUCCCGUCGACCGGCUCCCGAAUCGGCACCGGCGUCCAGAAGUACAACUAGGUCCGCUCGUCGUCAAGCCCAACCAAGCCUUAACUCGGAAAGAUCAGUGGAAGUAGCUUCUUCUCGUCCAUCAGCCCCCAGACGAACUACCGUUCAAGUUGAUAACCAGCUUCACUCUACGCAACAGCCUCACAUUUAUGCACAGCCUCCCAUUUAUGCACCACCACCCGAGCCUGUCGCUACCUUGCCUGCAGCUUUACCAACUGCCUGGCAGCAACUGCAACAUCGGCAUAACCCAAACCGACAAAGCUACUCUUCAUGGGGUACGAUCGACUCCAAUGCCUCCAACUCUCCGGCGCGAACAAGCAACAGCCUCAGUGAUCUGGGUAGUCUUCGCAAUUUUCCUUAUGGUGUUCGGACGACUGAGGACAUUCUUGAUCGUGGGUUGGUCUCAACGCCCGGAGCGGACGACACCUAUCCGCUGGGGUUUACCGGUCCAACCCCACAACCACGCCGUGCACCUAGCUCCUUGAUGAACCCUACCUAUCAUUAUUCAACAACUUUGGAAACCCUACCACGGUCCUUCUCUCAACAGCCUGAAGAGGAAUUCGGACUAAUGUCAGCUCCAAACUCUAUGGAUAAUGCGCUAGGAUUGGAACUAGGUCUCGAACCGCAGGAGUAUACGAUUAACGCUCCGACUCCGCGGGUCCAAAUGGGUCCCUUUGUGAACUCUUGGGAUCUGAAUAACACUCACUAA
Messenger RNA from Mycena indigotica, 1885 nucleotides. Its product is annotated as RING-type domain-containing protein. NCBI's taxonomy places the organism in Eukaryota, Fungi, Basidiomycota, Agaricomycetes, Agaricales, Mycenaceae. The transcript is spliced from 7 exons. The record is from RefSeq and is a predicted model, not a curated record. Bases 65 to 1885 code for a protein of 606 amino acids.